CAGUCCUCGGUGUACCGCUCGGAGCACCGCGUCGCCGGCCGCUCCCGACCCUCCCUCGGCAGCCGUCCGUCGGCGUUCGCGAACCUUCUCGCGGCCGCCGCAUCCGGUAGUUACCCGGCCGCGGGCUAUGGCCACCGCGGGGUGCGCUCGGCUCCUGCGCGCCGUCUCGGCGCCCCUCGGCGGCCCGGCCCGCCGCUGGCUGCUGCUGGCCGGAUCUCGCACGGGAGCCGGCGGCCGGCCGGGGAGCUGGAGGCCGGGGGCCAGCGCCGAGCCGGGCCUGGGCGGCCGGGGCGCGGGAGCGAGGCGGCUCCUCAGCCAGUCGGCGCCGGCGCGGAGCAGCUCAGAAGAUAAAGUAACAGUUAACUUUAUAAACCGUGAUGGUGAAACACUAACAGCCAAAGGCAAAGUUGGCGACUCUCUGCUAGAUGUUGUCAUUGAAAAUAAUCUAGAUAUUGAUGGUUUUGGUGCGUGUGAGGGAACCCUGGCCUGCUCCACGUGUCACCUCAUUUUUGAAGAACACAUAUAUGACAAGUUACAGCCGGUCACUGAUGAGGAGAAUGACAUGCUUGACCUGGCGUAUGGACUGACAGACAGAUCACGGUUGGGCUGCCAAAUCUGUUUGACAAAGUCUAUGGACAAUAUGACUGUUCGAGUACCUGAUGCAGUGUCCGAUGUCAGACAGUCCCUUGAUAUGGGCAAGAACUCCUAAGCUGGAAUAAAGAGAUACAUUUUACACAA
Ochotona curzoniae (black-lipped pika) is the source of this 738-nucleotide messenger RNA. It is a transcript of the gene FDX1, whose product is annotated as ferredoxin 1. The transcript has 4 exons. Gene Ontology annotation, molecular function: 2 iron, 2 sulfur cluster binding. Lineage: Eukaryota; Metazoa; Chordata; Mammalia; Lagomorpha; Ochotonidae. The record is from RefSeq and is a predicted model, not a curated record. Gene Ontology annotation, cellular component: mitochondrion. The coding region runs from base 128 to 709 and encodes 193 amino acids. Gene Ontology annotation, biological process: positive regulation of oxidoreductase activity; P450-containing electron transport chain.